GGAGGGAAUUUAGAGAGGGAAGGGCAAAAAAAAUGUGAAGUGGAACGCAGCCCGAAUUUCUCCCAUUCUUUUUAAUAGAAGUGGCCACUCUCUGCUAAAUACUCUCUGGUGGAACGCAGCCCUGGUCAUUCAUUUGUUACCUGACCUAGUACAGGACGCGGGUUAAAACACCCUAAAUGCAAUUUGCUACCACACUCCAAUUUCAGAUGUAAUUUAAUCUUCAAACAGUGCCAUAUCCCAACCUAAAAGAAUGAAUCGGCUCAAUGAGAGAGGAUCUGAGGAAUAUUUCUUUGAGGGGGUGCACCUGAAGCUUCAUGAGCUCAGAUGGACAGGAAUGAAAAAUGGAUACCUGUAUACAAACAAAUCAAUCCCAGCACACCCUAAAAAGGUGCAGUUCAAAGUGGCAUACCUUCAGCAUGACACUAAUCUUGGUGGAUACCACAGUAUCAUGACAGAACUUGGGUUCAGAAAGCCAACAGCAGAUGCCUCGCCAACACGCAAUCUGGUAUGGUGGAGACCGUACAUUUCAAAUAGUGAUAUUACUACUGCUGAGGAUCAAUACCUGUACCAAAACAGAUUGCAUCCAGAAAAACCUUUCCUGCACAAGUUCACCUCUUCCCCAGCCUUCCUGCCAUCCUCUCGCCUGGGGAACUUUCGUUUCAGGCUGUCGAUCCAUGAGCUGUUACAAAACUACAGAGAACAGUUCUGCAGAGGCCAGGAGCCCAACAUUCGCAUUUUUGAGACUGUGGUCUAUAAGCAGGAAGUGAUGUAUUCUGUUGUGAUUCAUAAUCCUAAUGCUAAAGAUCUGUUCUCUAAGUAUCCUCUUCUCCAGGAGACCCCUGAUGCUGUGUGUGUGUUCCAUGAUGACACCAUUAUAUGGCGUCCACAGGCAAUGAGCGAAACACACCGUUUCAGACUGUCUCGUUCCAUACAAGCAUGCCGGUUACCUGUAAAAAAACUUAUGUACUACAUGUGGGAUAAUAUAGGAGUGGCAUUCCAUGUUCCACAUGGACAGGUCUUCAGCUUCAGCAAGGAAAAACUGGAUGAGAGUCUUCGACUCUGUGAAGGGACUGAACCAAAACUUAACACAGAGGAGUUUGUGAAGUGUGAUUUUGGCAAAAUCUAGUCUUAGAGUAAACCGAUAUGUCAAAAAUGGCCAUAUGUGUUUUAGGUUUUUCUUUCUUUUUUUCCUUCUUUUUUUUCUUUUUGGAGGUGGGGGGGGUUUGUUGAGGAUGUCAACAAUUAGCCCAUUUCUCUAUAAUUCUAUUCUCCUUUUAAUAUUAGUCUACAAACAUUGUUGUGUUCUGUGGCAUGCUGCAUAAAUAAAGUGCUAAUGAUGAGAGAAAUGAUUCCAGCCUCUGUCUUUGUUCAUGGAAGAGUUGAAGAAUACCUAACAUACAAAAUUUUGCUUACUGUUACUUUCCUGAUGGCAUAAAUACAGUGAAUAGAACAUUCACUGAACUUAUAAACUGGCCCAAACGGAAUCUAAAGACUUUUAUCACAUUUUCUGCAUUUUCUGUGUAAAAUGUGUUAAAAGGAGCUGAGAGUACUUAAUUCUUAUUGGUAGUUGAAUGCAUCAUCUAAUUAGCCAAUAUUUUUGCAAGUGGGAAGGAAAGAUUAGAACUUUUACGACUACGUAUUCUGUACGCGCAGAUUUCGUUUGGGCCUGCUUAAAAAUAAAUGUAAGCAACGUUUGCUGCCGUAACUAAGAUUAUUGCAGUUAUUUGAGAUUGAAGCUUCUUCAUUUGUUUGUACAUGAGGUUCCUGGCCAAAUAUAACAUCAUGCGUUGUAUUAUAUUUGUUUUUCAUCCUUGCCAGGUCAUUAAAGUCGCAACUUGUGGUGAAGACAUUUUAAGGUUUGUAGCUAGUAGCUGAAACAGGAGGAGGCGGUUCGCAGAGAAGAACAGUUUGUCUUUUUUUUUUUUUUUUUUUUUGAGUGUGAGCAGAGAAGAACAUUUAGUCUGAAGAAGAGGGGAAAAUAACGUCCCUCGAGUAGCAGAAACAUGAACAAGCGCCUAAAUGCCAGAAAUGUUAAAGAGACCUACUUUGUGGGACAACACUUGAGUGUGUCAGACCUAAAAGAGGACCCUAAUAUUGAGCAUAGGUACUUGCAUAAGAAAAGCAUUCCAGCUUAUCCUGAAUCAGUGGAAUUCCACGUACAGCAUGUGUCCCAUGUCACUGGAGAAAGUGGUCUCAGGGGGAUUUUUGACGAUUCAGGGUUCAGACAGCCACCGGACAUGGUGGCUAGAGAUCAGUCCCAUUUCCUCUGGUGGGAUUUAUCAAUCACAUCUGAUGACAUAUCCACAGCUGAAGAACGUUACCUGACAUCUUUAUUCCCUCAUCGAAGCGUUGCCCAAAUUCGCAACCAGUUGCCUGUCCUUAAGCAUUUCACCACCUCAAAGGCCUUCCAGGAAGAAUCUUCCUAUGGAAACUUCUGUUUCACCUUUUCACUUAAAGAGCUUCUCUGGCACUAUGGCGACCAGUUCUGUGAUGGCCACAGUCCAGCUCUGAGUGUUUAUGAGACUGUGCUCUACCGGCGAGAGAUUCUCUAUACAAUUGUGGUGCACCCUCGUGACAUUCAUCUUUAUGACCAUUGCCCUCCACUUCCCAAAGACAGUAAGGGUGUGUGUGGAUACCGUGAUGGGGCCAUGUGGUGGCAUUGUCAGGCCCCCUCCGAAACCUACAGGCAGGAGCUUGAGGUGAACAGGUUGGAUUGUAGUGUUAGUGUCAACCCCUACAAAGAAGAAUACUAUGUGUGGGAUCAUGUGUGUAUAGCCUUUCACAUGGAGCCAGGCUGGGUGCUGCGUUUGGAUCAGCACAGGCUAUUAAGAAGUGUGAGUGUGUGCAAAGUGGCUCAACCCUGUCUCCUGAGACCCCCGGAGUCUCCACUGAGUUUACAUGAGGCCAGGACUAUACUCCGUGAUCUGAAGGCCAGUAUGGGCUAGGCUGGGGCUUAAAGCUAGGAACACCAAAGGCCACACAGACAUUACAUUCACACAGAAUAACAAAGAAUAAUGAUGUCCUUCAUAUUAGUUAAACCAUUUAUAACACCACUUAUUUUCGUUAAGUGCUCCAGUACACAGUUAAGUACACAAGAAAAGUUUGUGAAACCCAUGUUGUGAAUGUAUUUCUGUUGCAUGAAAGGCAUCCAGUGGCAUAUUGUAUUAUGUUGUAUUUUAAUAAAAGUCAUAAUAAAAAUAAAAAGUAUUACCUACAUAACAACAACCAGACAUUUUCUGUCACUGCUGAUCCAAUCACUGCAGCACAUUUGAAUGUAAUUGUAUCUACUUGUACUUUAUUUUUUCCUCUUUUUUUUUGUCUUGGAUUGAUCAAUUUGCCUUUGUACUAAUCUCUUACUUAAAGUGAAGAACAGAUUACAUUUUAGGAACCAUUCAUUCAAGUUCCUUUAGUUGCAUUAGGUGCUGUUUUUCUCGUGUAUAAUCUACCACAAAACAGAUCUUGUGAUAGUUGAUUAGUAUUAACAAAAAGCUAUGUGACUUUUGUUCAUACUUGUACCUUUAGUUCUGUCCAUAAGAGGUCUGUAUUUUAUUAUUUUAUUCCAUAGUGAUUGUAAUGCCACUGAUCUAUUCAUAUUUUACAAGCAAAAUUUCUUAAUAUUAUCUCAGAAUUAUAUAGUCAUUUUUUGUUAGUCGAUUUCCUUUACAUUUGCAUUUUAUUGUCCAUUAUGUUUAAAAGCAAUAUAAAAUUUUCUAAAAUGCCUGUAUUCAAACUUGAAGCAUGUUGUGGGCAAAUCUCUAUGCCUAUAGCUUUACUAGUUUGGCAUUUUUUAAAUCUGUUUAUCUUCCUUGAUGUUACUUUCAGUGAUAAGUUACUAAACCAAUAAAUAAUGUAUGUGACUUAAGUU
Messenger RNA from Myxocyprinus asiaticus (Chinese sucker), 3865 nucleotides. RefSeq lists its product as uncharacterized. The transcript is spliced from 5 exons. Bases 2004 to 2945 code for a protein of 313 amino acids. NCBI's taxonomy places the organism in Eukaryota, Metazoa, Chordata, Actinopteri, Cypriniformes, Catostomidae. The record is from RefSeq and is a predicted model, not a curated record.